Malaclemys terrapin pileata is the source of this 6289-nucleotide messenger RNA. It is a transcript of the gene CUEDC1, whose product is annotated as CUE domain containing 1. NCBI's taxonomy places the organism in Eukaryota, Metazoa, Chordata, Testudines, Emydidae. Bases 740 to 1918 code for a protein of 392 amino acids. Gene Ontology annotation, molecular function: ubiquitin binding. The transcript has 14 exons. The record is from RefSeq and is a predicted model, not a curated record.
CCCCCCGCCGCCUCAACGGCUCCCGGGGCAGCGCCCGCCCCCUCAGCCCCCCUCCAGCUGCGGGCGGCGCGGAGCCCGCCUCUGCCCCCGCGCCCUCGCCAGCAGCCCGGGGAGCAGCCGCCGCGGCAGCCGGGCAUCAUCAGCAGGGUUUGAACUGAGAAACUUCAGCACCAAACCAGAGAUCUUGGCCACUUGAUCCGAAGGAGUAACUCCAUCAGCUGGGAGCAGUAGCAGGCAGUUAUCCUCUGUGGAUCAGCUACAGAGGGGGAGGAAUGUGAAACACACUGAACAAUGGGUGUUCAACCCUGUUGUACUGUGAACAUGAGCUGAGAUGUGUCCCGCCCCCUUAGCAAGUGGAUGUCUUUGUGAACUCCAUUUCUUCUCCAGUGCAUUUGGUUACAUUAUGCUCCAGUGUCUCAGGAGUCUGUCGUGUUGCUGAAGACGUGUCCUGCACAGGACCCCAGUGGAGAACUGCUUGAAACCAGGCCCCUCCAUGUUGGCACAACAAUUCCUGCUCUUCUGCUGAGGCAUCCCGGAUGUCUUCCCUUUGUGUGCUGGAUUACUGGGCAGUAGCGUUAAAGGAUGGCUAUGUAGCUUCUUGACCACAAAGCUGGCAGGCGGCACCCUCCCCUCCCACCUCUUCCUCACCUAGGAUUUAUAGUUUGUUUCUUUCUUUUCUUUUUUAAUUUCUAAAGUAGGUUUUAAAAGAUUAAACAUUUUUCAAAAACAGCUCUCAAAAAUGACAAGCCUGUUCCGGCGGAGCAGCAGCAAUGGCAGCUCAAGGAACAGCUCUUCCGCCCAGGAACUCAACAACAGCCGGCCCACCAGGCAGGUGCGACGGCUGGAGUUCAACCAGGCCAUGGAGGAUUUCAAGACUAUGUUCCCCAAUAUGGAUUAUGACAUUAUUGAAUGUGUUUUGAGGGCUAACAAUGGAGCUGUGGAUGCCACCAUUGACCAGCUCUUACAGAUGAAUUUAGACGGCAGCGGUUAUGAUGACAGCUCGGACUCAGAUGACAGUAUUCCCCCAGAGAUUUUGGAGCGGACGCUGGAACCAGACAGUUCGGAUGAAGAGCCUCCUCCUGUCUACUCACCCCCUGCCUAUGAUAUGCAUGUCUUUGACCGGCAGUAUCCACAAGCUCCACCGAGCCCCCCUCCCAGGAUUGAUGUACCCAAUUCGAGUGGCCCUCAGGUGCACAGACGGUACAGGAACUGGAAUCCACCAUUACUAGGCAACCUUCCUGAUGAUUUCCUUCGCAUUCUACCCCAGCAGAUGGACAGUGUGCAGAGUUCACAAAGUUGCCAUCAGACUGUGCCGGGCGAGGGCAGCCAGAGAUCCCAGGGCACGUUGGACCAAGAGAGGAAGUGGAAACAGUACCUGGAAGAUGAGCGAAUUGCGCUCUUCUUACAGAACGAAGAGUUCAUGAAGGAGCUCCAGAGGAACCGGGAUUUUCUCCUGGCCCUUGAGAGAGAUCGACUGAAGUAUGAGUCAAAAAAAUCCAAGUCGACCAGUGUUGCCGUCAGUAACGAUUUCAGCUUUUCUUCUAUACAACCAGGUGACAUAGCCCCUGUAACCAGCGAGGCCAGCAGUGCUGUGUCUGAAGAUGCCUUAUUCAGGGACAAAUUGAAACACAUGGGAAAAUCUACACGCAAGAAGCUGUUUGAACUUGCCAGGGCUUUCUCAGAGAAGACCAAGAUGAAGAAGUCAAAAAGAAAACACUUACUGAAGCAUCAGGUGAUGGGGACAGCAGCUUCCACAGCUAAUCUUCUCGAUGACGUUGAAGGACACUCGUGCGGACAGCACAUCAGCAGUGGCCUCUUCCCCGACCCAGGAAAAGCACCACAAGGGAUGAGGAUUUCCAAGCAAGAAGGCAGCAGCUACACGAGGAAGAGGAGAGGCCGAAAGAAGGACAAUAAAUGAUCCCAGAUCCAUUGCCUGAACCGGGCUUUAUUUGUUAAAGUCUUAAGAAGAAGAUGGCUGCAAAGAAAAAAACAAUUUCUUUGGCUCCCCCCACUAUCAUCCUCUUCUGAAGUACAAGUAUUAAAGUGAGGCACAAUUUUCUCUUCCCAGCGGGUUUGAAAACACCUCUUUCCUAUCCAGCAAAUCCAGCCAAAAAUCAGCAGCUGAUCUGAAUUUUUCUCAGUAACUGCAGUGAAGAUAACGGAUUUCAAGCUUGUGGGAAUAAUGGCCUAUCCCCCACCCUCUUUGAUAUAAACAUGGUUUGGAUAUGAAUUAAAAACAAUAAUAACAAUACAUUGAACAGCUGGGCUCUGGCUUGCCCAUUUUUAAACAUAUCACUGUAGCAAUCUGAUGUAACUUUACGCACAUAAAAAAAGACCUGAAAAAUGUUGUUUAUUGUUAUUGUUACUAAGAGUUAAUAAGCCAGGAUCCAGAUCAGGUAAUAGGCAGGAUAAUAUAAAUUGUCUUUUUAAAAAGAAACGGCCUUCUCCUGGGCAUCUCACAUUGAAUUAAACCUUUGCCUCAGGCAUUGAUAAAAAUGCCUUGAACUAGACACCAAGCUGGGGCCAGUUUCUCCUCCAAUGUACCACUUUCUCUAGCUUUGUGCUGCUGCUCUUGUGAUAUUAUGGUACCUUUACAGAGCAGGAAUGGGGGGUAGGGGAAGGCUGAAUUUCAAAGCUGUUUAGUUCUCACUGCUGAUCUCUGAAUUAGAACAUAUCCCACGGGUUCUCAUUUGGAUUGUUCAUGACAGUUGGCUGCUCCCUAUGUAGCAGGCAAUGAGUUUUGGCGGUGUAGAAACACUUACCAGAUUAGAUGGGAGGGGAUUGUAGAUGGGGGCCUUAUUUGAUUCACCUCUGAGUUUGCACAUCAUAGGCUAAAUCCUGCUUAAUGUGAGUCUCACAGUUGACUUCAGGGGGAUCAGAAUUUGGCCUCAAGUUGAGACAUGAGUGGGUUUUCUCUAGCUGAGCCCACAUGGGCUAUGGGCACAGACCUGAGAGCAGUUCUCAUAACCUGAAAUGAAGAGGAGAUUGGUUCAGAGCUCGCCGAUCAAUGUGAGGAUGACAUCCCUCCUCCAGGAGAGCGCUUGGAAUCUGUUGGAACAUUGUAGAGAUUAAAAGUAAUGCUCAAAUCACUGGAAUUGAAAUGGACACUGUCAGGCUAAAAAAAAUAAUUGAAAAUGAAUUCCUUCCCUAUGCUACUAACAGCAGUGUCAAUAACUGAAAUAACUCCCCCCAAGCAAUUUUUCUUUUCUGCAUCAAUACUGUCUAUUUACUUCUCAGCUUGGGCAGAGAGAAUAGACUAGUCCGUCUCACUUUCUGGGUCCCAUGCAAUAGCACAAGCGCUGCAACGUUUGGGUUGCAAAAGCAGCAGGAAGACGCACCGAUCCAAGCAAUCAGUCCAACAAAAACCUGUUUUCAUUGCCUUUCUAUUAGGCUUUGUAACAAAAGCCCACAUUGCAGGCUUAAACUCCCUGACAGGCUCCUUUCAAAAUCUGCUGGAGAAUCUGUAUGCCUUUGAAGCGUGUGCCAAGACUGAUUCUUUUUAAAAGUUGCUGAGCAUGAGGCUCUUGUUCCAUGCACCUGGCAUUCAAUCAAGCUACUCAAUGGAAACACGAAGGCAGUGGUGGGUUUCCUCGUCUGGGCCUGAGUAAUUUGAUACACUGUUCAGAACUAGUAGGGAUGAGCAAGAGUGGAUUCAGGCACACACAGCGCUUCCUUUCAGUGCAGAAGGACUUUGAGUCUGUGUGGCAUGGAGUUUCAAGAGGUUCCUGAUGAAAGGGUCCAUGUGUCUAUUGCUGAAGUGACACGUCCUCCUGGCAGAACGUGAUUUGGAUACUACACUAACACCUCAACUGUCGCUAUAGUGCCCACGACCUCCCAGUGAGAACAUGAGCUGCUACAAACCCCGAACAGUACAGUGGGCAAGUGCAUGCAGGCUUGAAUCGGGAUGUGGACAGCAGCCAUGCCUUGGGAUCCCAGCAACUUUUGAGGUUCUCAAACACUAAAGAUCCUCUAAAGACUCAAAUCCCCCCCAUCCCCACCCAGAGCCUGUUUUUGGUGUCUGUUCCUUUAAAAAAAUAAAAGGGAGAGGAGCAUCAAUGAGUCUUUUGGUAAAACCUCCUGAGUGGCAGGAGAAAUUUGCCUGCUCCAGGGACUAGAACAGUUUCAAGUGAGGUCAUCCGUGCUCAGACAAGAAUUCAGUGGCUUGGAAGCUUCUGCAGCACGCAGGAUAUGAGGUUCCUGGAAUAUGCUUUCGAGGCUGUUCAGAGAAAGGAAGCGACUAAGGGCCUGAUAUUGAGAGCUGCCAGGCACCCACUGGCCCCUUUGAAGUCAGUGGGCGCUAUAUUGCUCAGCAUCACUCAGGGUAAGGCCCCAAGUGUGUGUGUGUGUGUGUGUGUGUGUACAUGUACAUACGUAUUGGUUGCUAAGGGUGAAGCUGGAGCACUACCACUGGAAACAGAGGGGCUUUUGGAGGAGGAGGGACUUUUAUCCCCAGCCUUAGAAUUGGAAGGUCUGUUUCUCCCUCACCCCCCUUUUCCUAUCCUCAGUUGGCUCCUACUUUAAUAAGUGCUUGGCUGUUUCUCCCUCUUCUAAAGCAGCUCUGCAUAUUUGGAAGAAAAUCAAGCUUGGAAUCAGAUCAGCUUGUAAAAGUUCCAACUCCUCUUGGCUACUGAGGGCUUAACUUUGAGAUAAGUUUCCAUGAAUGCAAAAAGGCACCAGUGGCCGAACAAACAGAAGCUCAGACUCCUGCUGGUAGGAAACUGCUGCCUGUCCCAGCAGAAACUUAUUUUUAUAAGACCUCUUGGUCUCCAGGAAGUGCUUUGUGGAUUGGGAGGAGAGGGGAAAAAUACAAAUGCACCUGUCCCUGAGGACACACGUGUUGUAUGUCAGCAGCUGCCCUGCUGCUAAAUUAGUGCUAGGCUUAUUGAAAUCUUUUACUCCUUGGUCUCUCUCUAGAAAUCAGGUUGUUAUAGCACAACCUUAUGGAGUCAUGUUAACUAACAAUGUGUUAACAGUCACUAUAGACAAGGACAAGGUGUGCUUAACAUUUCAUCAUCUAGUCAUGGGUAAAUCCGACUAGAACCAUAGGGUUAACCACGGCCAGCUGACACAAUGCCUAGCACAACUUCUACCUCUCUAUGCUGACUUCUAAGACAUCGUGUUAGUUAACAUAGCUCCCCAAGGUCGUCAUCUUAAUGCAAUCUCAGGCUAUAUCUACACUUAAAAGCCUGCAGGGGCACAGCUGCGGCACAGCUGGAGACUAGCCCAGAGGCGGCUUGUUGCCACAUUGUUCUAUUAGGGCCAAUCUGGAGAUGUACUGAACACAUCUGUGAGGUGCUGAGCACCCUCUAUUCCAGUGGUUCUCAACCUGUGGUCGGGUCUUCAGACUGUGUCUAAGGGGUCCGCGAAAGACUUAGACUGAAAACUAUAUAUACACACAAUAGAUUUCCAAAGGGGUCUGCACCUCCAUUCAAAAUUGUUUAGGGAUCUGUAAGGUUGAGAACCACUGCUCUACUCUCUUCAAAGUCAGUUGGAGGUUUGAGUGCUCAGAACCCACCCUCCCCCCCCAGGACAGAGCCCAUACUGAGAUGUGACACUCCCCUGACCCACAUUGUAGGCAUAUAAAAAGCCAGACAGAGUAAAGAGUAUUUGGUGGUUUUUAGAAACUUAGCAUUGUAGUGAAUGGAAGGAGAAUAAUAUUGUUACAGGACUUCCUUGAACUGCAUUUGAUAUGCGGAGGGGGGGGUUUCACAUCUUUCUGGCUUUGUUUAGACUAGGAUCUAAAGGUAGAUGUGGUGUUAUCAUGUGGUAGCUAACAAGUGCUAGCUACUAAAUGUCUAGUGUAGACAAGGCAGUGUAUAUGUUAACUUGCAUAAUUUAGCAUGUGUUAACAGAAUACACUGCCUUGCCUAUGCAGGUCUUUUAGGACGUGCUAGCUAAUGUGUUCUAACAAUGCACCUUUAGAUCCUAGUCGUGACGCAGUCGUUCUGAAUGAUGUAACCCUGUAGCCAUUUCCAAAUGUCCCGGGGGCGCCAAAUACCAUUGUAAUGGAGGAGAAAGGGUGAUUUUUUUUUUGUUUUCCUUUUUAAAAAUUCAGGUCUAACAAGUGGAAAGGCCACAAAGACAGGCUUGACAGCUGAAAUGCAUUUCUUCUAGAAAAAUGUACAAUACUCAGUGAUGUUUGUAUCGCUUCUAUACAAAAUGGUUUAAAAACCAAAAAAGACUUGUGACGUUUGUGAGUGUUGCUAUUUUAGAACUUAUUUCUAUAAGUAUUUUUUUCUUAAAGAUGUUUAAUAGUAAUUCAUAUAAUAAAGUCAUGUCGUACUCUUAA